This is a messenger RNA of Owenia fusiformis, 2817 nucleotides long. The record is from the annotation of a GenBank genome assembly. NCBI's taxonomy places the organism in Eukaryota, Metazoa, Annelida, Polychaeta, Sabellida, Oweniidae.
ACCUCAUUAACACUUUAAUUUGAACCUUAAUAAGUUAACACAAUAGUCAGUCACGGAAUAGGAAGAGAACCAGAAAGAAACAAUUGAGUGAAUAACUCACAUAUUCGAAGAAAAGAAGGACAAAUCUCAAGGCUAUAGAGAAACUUGCGACUGAUGAAUAGGAACUUAUAGAUUAUAACAUGUUGGGAUACCAAGGAACAGAGAAGUUGGGAGACAAUCAACACAUGUCCAGCAACUGGCUUCCUCAGCCAAACUCUUGGCGCCCAACAAUGGAUAGCGCAGUCGGCAUGCCCCUCGCACAACCCCACGGCUUGGAACACAAUACUGCACAAUCAAUUCCGCCACAACCAUUUGCAUUCACUGGCGUUAUAUACCCACCGUAUGCAGGGACAUCUCAAAUGGGGAACAUGCUCCCGACAUCAAAUGGUAUCUCACAAUCUAAUGGGUACCCCAUACAGCCAAGUGGAUACGGAGGUAUGGGUUCUUAUGGAGGGGCCUACUCAAUGGGAUAUGGACUGCCCAACGACUUAAAACAAGAGCGAAAGACACACCAAAACCAAGAUAUUCCAUCACCAUCUAAGACAUAUACAGAUCUGUCUCAAAACCAAGGUCACCCAUCAAACUUGGACAAAGUCGCAAAUCGUAAGGUGAACAAUUGUGCUUCGUACCCAUUUGAAAAGAUAUCAAUGGGAUCUGAUAAGACUGACUCCGACAGCGACCAUAGCACUCCAUCCACAUUUAGCAGCAUAAACCUGAAAGAAAACGUUGGGUCUCCGUUCAGUGAUCUGUCCAGAGAAGAUACACCCACCUCUUCCGAACUCAACUGGAUGCCAUGUGAAGAUUGGAAACCACACGCGCUUCAGCAGCAAGCUCCAAAUAAUGCAGCAUAUGACAGAGGUAUCAACCAAGGAGGUUAUCAGGAUUACGAUAUGAGCGCCAGUGGACAUAUGAAUCUCCAAACUCGUAAGACAGCAAAACCAAAAGCAACGAGAAUGAUUGGUGAUAUGGAAAUUCCGAAGAGGGAUCGCCUUAGCUACACGAGAUAUCAACUUGAGCUGAUGGUGGGCAUAUACAAGGAAGUUGACUACCCAAACAAAGUCCAGAAACAUCUCAUUGCUAAACGCGUUGGAAUUUCCAAAGAUCAAGUUAAGAUUUGGUUCCAAAACAGACGGCGCCGUGAAUUGAUCGCCAAACAACAUCCUGAUUCUGCAGAUGCCCGUCGUAAACAGGCUAAGGACGAGGAAGAGGAACUUCGUAGGGUCAAUCCAGUUGUAACUCAGGACAUUAUUGACUGUGUAGUAAAGGAACUUCAAGCCCAUGAAGAGGUUGCCACGGGCAAGCAAAAAAUGAAAAGGAAACCUGCAGUUUCUGCAAAUAUUACGGAGGCUAAGAGUGAAGCAAAACACAACAAUCAUAUUAUUAGUGAUUACAUACCUAAUGGUCAAACUUUUCAAAGCUCGCAUGGCCAAUAUGCUCACAAUUUGAGCGUUCCAAAUACGUAUUUAGAUUCUGAUCACACAAGUAACGGCGGAUUUGAAAUAAACACUAAUAUAGCUAAUCCUCCAAACAAAGUGAGCCUCAAUCGUACCCCAAUCAAGACACCACCUCCAAACGACAAACAAGUUCAGAGAAAACGUCCUGCUGAUGAACCUUCCGUGAAAUCAUCCAUCCCACGCACACCUGAUAAAUCCUAUACUGUCUAUGUCCCAAAUUCUAAGAAACAGAAACAAAAUGAAGAGGAGUACGAGAAAUCCCAGAAAGAUGGCGCCACAAAUAAAACCAAGCCUGGAUUCUGCCCUCCUAAUAUGGUUGCCCCGCGUGGUGGAGAAUUGAACAAAGCGUUGCUGGGACUUAUUGAAUCGUCAGUAACCUCAGCUCCCUCUACUUACUCAACAACAGCCCCAUCUGCCAGUAGAACCACGAGCGUUAGCUCAGAUUGUAGCGUUGGUUCAUCCCCUAGAAAGCCUUGUAUGUCAUCUAGAGCCUUCACAGGCCAGUCUCCAGACCCAAAGGCUUAUCUUGGAAAUGCCAGACACCACCCCCGAAACGUCAAAACAGAGCCGGAAGAGCCUGCAAAAUCACCACUCAAUUAUUCAACCGCUGACUCCAAUGGUGUUUCCCCAAAACAACUUUACUUCGGAUCCCCAGAAUCAGAUGGUAGUGCCAUCCGCCAAAUAUCACCUGUAGCAGACACUUACAAUAAUCACCUGUCAAUUGACGUGCCUGAAAUCAAAUCUGGCCUUGGAAAUACCAAACACCAUUUAUUAAACCAAGGGAACGGUGGUGUUGGACAAGUCGCCCAUGCGGCUGCCAAUGGAUAUGAUUCAGGACUAUUGAUGGUUUCUCCUUUAGCAAGAUCAAAAUCUAUAUCUCCUCCAUUUGUUUCCCAGUCUAGCGUCCAGCCCGGGGUAUUGCCUUAUAUGGGGUAUACCACUGCUGCUCCCUGGAUGCACCCAGCAACGUCAAUUCAACCACAGAUGGCAUAUAAUAACAUUACACGAUCCGAACAACAUAUUGUUUAAUAUUAUAUAGAAUAGAGAUACUUCAACACUUCAACAUCUUAACAUAUACACUGUGAUAUAAAUGGAAAUUGUUAACUGCUCAGUUUACUCAGUCAAAUGCUCAAAUAACGUGUAAAUAAUAAAACGUGUAAAAAUGUACAUGAUCUCAUUGAAGGCAGAAAUCUCAAAAGGUUCGAUUAUUGUCAAUUCAGUUUCAUAAUUUUAGUUUUUCUAUUUAUAUAUUUAUGUAUAUAUGUGUCCUGACUUAUAUUAUAUGUAAAUAUUAAUAAUUCAAGUUGUAAUAAAUACUGGACUG